Molecule: messenger RNA, 463 nt
Organism: Trifolium pratense (red clover)
Lineage: Eukaryota; Viridiplantae; Streptophyta; Magnoliopsida; Fabales; Fabaceae
Product: E3 ubiquitin-protein ligase RGLG4-like
Exons: 6
Coding region: 1-255 (84 amino acids)
Source: RefSeq, a predicted model, not a curated record
AUGAAUAAUUCGUACUCUCUAAUUUGUUGGAAUCUCGAAAACUUGGUUCCUUAUUUUCGGCCUGUACCAAGCAAUUCACCAGCAUCAACCAUAGAUGAGCAAAAUCAAUCUGCUUGUCCUGUUUGUCUGACUAAUACAAGGGAUUUGGCGUUUGGAUGUGGGCACAUGACUUGCAGAAAUUGUGGAUCAUGGUUAAGUCAUUGUCCUUUAUGUCGAGUGAGGAUCACUAGUCGUCUUAGAGUAUAUAAUGGAUGAUUAUUGUACAAUGCAUAUGAUGCACAUAAAAUAAUUUGCAUAUAUAAGUAUAUAAUUAAUGGUUAAGUCAUUGUCCUUUAUGUCUCUUUGAAGUCAAUAACAAUGGUGAUUGCAAGUGCAACUGGUUGUGUACAUGAGAGAUUCUCAGUUUAUCCAAUUUUGUAUUCCUAUUCUAACGAAUCUUCCUCACUCGGAGAAAAUAAGAACA